Peniophora sp. CBMAI 1063 is the source of this 408-nucleotide messenger RNA. The record is from the annotation of a GenBank genome assembly. Lineage: Eukaryota; Fungi; Basidiomycota; Agaricomycetes; Russulales; Peniophoraceae.
AUGUUCAACUUCGCAACUCUCGUCGCCGUUGCCGUCGCGGCUCUCUCCGUCUCGGCCACUCCUGCUGCUGAGAUUGAGCGUCGUCAGGCCAUAGGACAGCCCAUUACGGGCGGAUCAGCGACAUACUACUUCCAGAAUGGUGUUCGUGGCGCGUGUGGCGGCACUAACCCUGACAAUGCGGCCGUCGUGGCGGAACAGGCUAUACGCUACGGCACGGGUGCUGAUUGUCACCGUAAGGUCCGCGUGACGAACACGCAGAACGGCAAGACCGUCGACGCGGUGGUUGCGGAUCGCUGCGAGGGAUGCCAAGGAAACCCAAACUCACUCGACCUAUCUGUCUAUGCGUUCACCCAGAUCGCUGACGAGGCCCAGGGAAUCGUCCCGAUCACCUGGGAAUUCCUUUCCUAA